Molecule: messenger RNA, 334 nt
Organism: Erythranthe guttata (spotted monkey flower)
Lineage: Eukaryota; Viridiplantae; Streptophyta; Magnoliopsida; Lamiales; Phrymaceae
Source: RefSeq, a predicted model, not a curated record
UAUUGAAAACCACUAUAAAAAUAUGUACACAACCAUGACCGUUGACUUUGACUGGAAGUCCGGCGUGGCAGCCAAGGAUUGGUCCAUUGUUGCCAAGAAAGAUUCUGUUGAUCUAAUGGAAAUCGAAUUGAAGAAAAUGGUAGACGCGGUCCAAUCCAUUCACGAAGAGAUAUUUUAUCUACGCGCAAGGGAGCAUGAAAUGCAGAACCUGAAUAAGUCAACAAACUCGAAAAUGACAUUGCUUAGUUUUCUGUCUCUAUUCACAUCUCAUGUCUGUAGCUGGGCUGCAGUUUUGAAAUUUGAAAUCAUUCUUUCAAAAGAAGAGCUUAUUUAA